Messenger RNA from Magallana angulata, 1568 nucleotides. RefSeq names its product multiple epidermal growth factor-like domains protein 10. The record is from RefSeq and is a predicted model, not a curated record. The transcript has 9 exons. The coding region runs from base 1 to 1443 and encodes 480 amino acids. Gene Ontology annotation, molecular function: scavenger receptor activity. NCBI's taxonomy places the organism in Eukaryota, Metazoa, Mollusca, Bivalvia, Ostreida, Ostreidae.
AUGGAGUUUAAAAAUUUAAUCCUGUAUCUUGCAGGAUUAUCUUUAGCAUUAUCAUACGAUGAUUUAUCUUACAAUAAAGACGCCACACAAUCACGCACAUAUAUAGAUUCGGAUAAGUACGCUGCUCGUGUUGCUGUUGAUAGAAUAACAUCGUCGUGUAUGAGAACAAAGGAAAUAGGUCACAGCUCCCCAGAUAAGACAGUAUGGUGGAAGGUGGAUCUUGGAAAAGUGCUCAGCAUUUACAGUGUUGCCAUUCUUUUUAAGAAUUACGAGGGUUAUGAGACAAGACAACGUGGCCGAUUUGCUGGAUUUUCUCUGUAUGUAUCUGACAUUGAUGUAUCAACAGAUAGUGAUAUCAGGGGUUCAACUCUGUGUUACAAGGACGGUACUCAAUUACCGCCAUUGAAUAUAACAAUCACGUGUUCUGAAUAUGGUCGUUACGUUAUAUUCUACAACGAACGACUAGUUGGAAAUAUCUACCCUGCAGGAUAUGAACUUGUAAAUGUCGUUACUGAACUUUGUGAAGUCGUCGUUGAAGGUUGUGAAACAUUUGUAUAUGGCAGAAGCUGUAACAACUCAUGUCCAAACAACUGUAAAUACAGGAAAUGUCACGUACAACAUGGAUCAUGUUUUCUCUGCAACUCUGGAUGGUUGGGGAUAUUUUGCGAUACAAAAUGUAGUGAAGGGUUGUACGGUGUUAACUGUAGUCAACGGUGUAAAGGACACUGUAGAGACGGUACCACCUGUAAUCACGUGACUGGUCUGUGUGACAGAGGGUGUGGUUCUGGGUGGACAGGAUUAAACUGUGAAAAAACGUGUGAUGACGGUACUUUUGGUUACGACUGUCUGAACAACUGUAGUGGUCGCUGUCUGAAUGGUUCUCUCUGCAACAAACAGACUGGUCACUGUGACAUGGGAUGUGACCCGGGAUAUACCGAUAGCGACUGUAGCAAAGAAUGUGUAAAAUCCUAUGGUGAAAACUGCAAACACCCCUGCAGUCAGCAUUGUAUAAACCAGACAUGUGAUAGAUUUACUGGAAAAUGUUUAUCCUGGUGUCACGAGGGUUUUUAUGGAGAAAAGUGUACUCAAGAAAGUCAAGAGAGAAAUCAAUAUGCAGAGCAUAUUACACCCUGGAUAGCUGCAUUUUCCAUAGUCCUUUUCAUUGUAGUGCUUCUCAUAACGGGCGGAUUUUUUUCCUUUUGGAUACUUAAUAGAAGACUGUUUCACGGUGAUAUCCGCUUGUGCUGGAAAUCUUUGUUCCAAUCCAACACAAAAACAUCAACUGACAAAGCUGACUAUAAAGAACCGUGCCCUAAUACCAAUACCAACUACCAAGAAUUAAACCCUAAUACAGUUAAUCAAGAACUAAACCCAAAUACCAACUACCAAGCACUCAAACUACAGCAGGUUGACGAAAAUGACUAUCAAAACACAACACUUUGACAUCAUAAAAUGUACCUUGUGAUUAAGUUUUGUAAUUUUGUGAUUGGAUAAAUCUGUCGCACAAAAAUUAAAGGCAUGUAAACACAUUGGUACAUGAAAACGUAUCUGAUAAAGUCGACUGCUUA